This is a messenger RNA of Populus nigra (black poplar), 1866 nucleotides long. Its product is annotated as probable polygalacturonase. Gene Ontology annotation, molecular function: polygalacturonase activity. The record is from RefSeq and is a predicted model, not a curated record. NCBI's taxonomy places the organism in Eukaryota, Viridiplantae, Streptophyta, Magnoliopsida, Malpighiales, Salicaceae. The transcript is spliced from 5 exons. Gene Ontology annotation, biological process: carbohydrate metabolic process. The coding region runs from base 456 to 1799 and encodes 447 amino acids.
ACACAAAAUAAUGUCCAUAGUCUUAGAUAUUCCAUAAAUAACGGUAAAUACUAAAUAGAAUAAUAAAUGUUACGAAUCCUGUCUCUUCCUAAACGGCUCGCCAUGUCCAGCGAUGCGUCUCCUUUAUUAACCCACCUGCUGCCUCUCCUCCACCCCGACUCUCUCUCCAUUUUCCUGUUGAAGAAGAAGACAAUCACUCCUAGACAAACUCCUCCUUUCAUGCCACUUUUUCCUCAUUAAAUAGCACCCUCUCUCUCGUGCUCUACUAAGUACUUUACUUUACAGUGCCCCCCCUCUAUUUCUUUAAUCUCCAUUAACAUUCCUUCUCUGUUCCUUUCUCUUUGUUUCAUUUCCAGAUCUGUCAACCAAACCCAGUAAACGAAAAUCCCUAAAAACCCAUCUUUGUAUCUUUCCCUUUGUACUCUCUCUUUGCGUUCUCACUAAACUUCACGAAAAUGCCAAGCUUCUUGGUUUCUUUUCUUCUUGUUUUUACCAUUUCGGUAUCUUUUUUAAGUUGUAUUACAGUUGGGGAAGUGGUAACCUGCUCGGGAAUAGUACCGAUGAGGCUCCGGAAUGACAAGAUAUCCAUAGCUGAUUUUGGUGGUGUCGGUGAUGGCAAGACACUCAAUACAAAGGCAUUUAGAGAGGCAGUUUAUAGGAUUCAGCAUUUGAGAAGAAGAGGCGGCACCUUGCUUUAUAUUCCUCCCGGGGUGUAUUUAACAGAAAGCUUUAAUCUUACUAGCCAUAUGACUCUUUACUUGGCUAGAGGUGCUGUUAUUAAAGCAACCCAGGAUACUGGGAACUGGCCCUUAAUUGCUCCUCUGCCAUCUUAUGGAAGAGGGAGAGAGCGCCUUGGCGGAAGGUAUAUGAGCUUUAUUCAUGGAGAUGGACUUCAAGAUGUCAUCAUCACAGGUGAGAAUGGGACAAUUGAUGGCCAAGGAGAUGUCUGGUGGAACAUGUGGAGGCAGAGAACUCUUCUUUUUACAAGACCUAAUCUCGUUGAAUUUGUAAAUUCAAGAGGCAUAAUCAUUUCCAACGUGAUUUUCCGCAAUUCUCCCUUUUGGAACAUUCACCCUGUUUAUUCACGUAACGUUGUUAUUCGAUAUGUUACCAUCUUGGCUCCCCUGGAUUCUCCCAAUACCGAUGGAAUUGAUCCAGAUUCAAGCUCUAACGUCUGCAUAGAAGAUUCAUACAUUUCCACUGGAGAUGAUCUUGUAGCUGUAAAAAGCGGAUGGGAUGAAUACGGAAUUGCUUAUGGUCGCCCAAGCUCCGACAUCACUAUCCGGAGGAUAACAGGAUCAUCCCCAUUCUCUGGAAUAGCAGUGGGAAGUGAAACCUCAGGCGGAGUGAAGAAUGUUCUGGUGGAAAACAUAAACCUCUACAAUAUGGGAGUUGGCAUACAUAUCAAAACAAACAUUGGAAGGGGAGGGUUCAUUAAAAACAUCACAGUCACUGAUGUGUACAUGGAAAAUGUUCGAAAGGGUAUAAAGAUAGCAGGAGAUGUUGGUGACCACCCAGAUGAAAGUUUCAACCCUAAUGCUCUACCAGUUGUUUAUGGCAUCACCCUUAAAAGCAUAUGGGGUGAGAAGGUUCAGCAGCCAGGUUCAAUACAAGGCUUGAAGAACUCCCCUUUCACGGGGAUUUGUCUCUCUAACAUCAACCUUCAUGUUGUUCCAGGGCCCCGAUCCUCUCCUUGGAAAUGCUCCGAUGUAAGCGGAUCUGCCCUCCUGGUGAGCCCAUGGCCUUGUUCUGAACUGACCAGCCCUCAUCAAACUGGUUCCUGUUCCGAUCACUUUUGAGAUCCUCGUGUAUUUCUUUCAUUUUUCUUAAUGUGAUGCAAUAAAACUCACAAAGUUGUUUUCAAAA